AAUGCUCACACCUGGCUAGUGCCGCCUGACUUUUGGACUGAAUAAGGAACAGAACGAGCUUGGCGCUUGGGUGGUGUGGCUCAUUUGAUGCUAUCCCUGCCUACUGGACCAACAGGAUGACGAGUUUUGCACUGAGGAUGGGGGCGUACAUCUUGAACCGCCCCUUUUUUUCACUCCCUCCCUGUCGUUCGCUUAUGAGAAGCUAUUCUUUAAUUUGAGCUAGCUAAUUGAAGAGAUCUUUUCCCCUUUCCUCUGGUAGUCUAGCCUGUCCCCUUCUGGCGUUCAUUAACCCUGACCCUGCGCCUCUAGACGCUUUGUCAACUUUCCCUUACCGAAAGCAAUUGGCAUUUCUCUCAUUGUUCUGGUGAAUUAUCACCACGCCGCUCAUUAAAGUCGCUUGAGGUUCGGUCUUUUCCGUUGUCGGGAUUAUCAACAGUACCGCCACGUUCAUUUUAUUACUGGGUUGUUGCGUUUGUCUCUCGACGAAUCGACUGAUAAAAGUACAUUGCAACUCUGCUUUCGACCACGGCGAUUUCCCACGAUCCCGAAGAGUGAUAUUUUUGUUCUUCCAUAACCGUAUACGACGACACUGAACCAUUCAAUAUGAGAUACACAUCUGCCGUCCUCUUGGGCGGUGCCGCUUCGGUGGUUUCCGCCGGCUCGUUUUGCUCCGAUGCCGUUCAAGAUCUCGUGGGUAACUACUUCUGCCCCGGUGGCGUGAAGCAGAUCAAGUAUACCGGAUUGGAUAUCCCUGGCAAGUACCGCGCUGUCGCGAGUAUGGACAACUCUGGAACCUGCACAUACGAGGACCGAGACUAUUCUGGUCCUAUUGCUCCUUAUAACGAGGGCCUCUCGAUGCAUUUCCGUGGGCCUCUUCACCUGAACAACGUGGCUAUCUACACCCCCGGAACGAGUAAGAAGCGCGAUACCCCCCAGACUGUUGCCCACGCGAAGCGCCACGGCCACCAGCACCUGCACAAGAAACACCAUGAGCAGAACGUGGAGCGGGCCGUGGGUGACAUGGUUACUGCUACGAUUGAUGGGCAAGUAGUGUCAUGGGUCAACACCUAUGCUGGUCCAACUGGCGAUGCUGCUGUGGCGGAUUCGGCUCCGUCGGUCACUGCCGCCGCCGCCGACUCUGAACCCACGUCGACUGAGUCCGCGAAGACUUCUAGCGCCAAGAGCAGCAGCAAGAGCAGCAGCAAAUCUAGCAGCGCAGGCCCUAUCACUGGAGACUUCGUGCGAACUGCCUACUACAACGCGGCUGAGGGUACAGCUGAUGGCCUCGUUUUCUUGGCCAACGUGGGUGAUCCCAGCCUAUCUGGUACUUGGGACACUGUCUGGGGCUCGAGUCUCGCAUAUGUGGACGAGAAUGGCGCAAAGGCCGCUGCUUCCCCUACUGUAUUAAAGGACAAGCUCCUCGACGACUCCCAGGAGAUUGCCAUUUUCUCCGAUAUUCCUUGUGAUGAGUCUUGCGGUGCUACCCGCCCUGGCUCCGUUGCCUACAAGGGAUUUGAGGGUGCUUCCAAGGUUUUCGUUGCCGAAUUCUCUAUGCCUGAUAGCGGCAAGACAGGCUUCAAUGCGAAUAUGCCUGCCUACUGGUUGCUGAAUGCUGCCAUUCCACGAACCGCCCAAUACGCCUCCUGCAGUUGCUGGAAGGGUGACAACGAAAGCCCCCUACAAGGCGGCUGUGGCGAGCUGGAUGUUGUCGAAAUUCUUAGCUCUGGUGAUACCCGUGCCAAGUCUACUUUCCACUUUGCCAAUGGUAUGGGCGACUCUCACUAUAUCGAUCGCCCCGUCGAUAGCUCCAUGAAGGUCGCCGUUGUCAUGGACGCCGACUCCUCUACUGUUUCCAUCAAAGUCCUUGACGACUUCGACUUCGGUACUAGCCUCACCUCUGAGCAGGUGCAGGGUAUGGUCAACGACGAGAGUGACCACAAGCUUUUCAGCUUGCUAUCCUUUCUUGGGUAAAGACUGAAAUACGAAAGACUAAGCCUAAGGGGAAGGGGAGCAGGCUGAAGAUAAUAUCUUUAUUUCGCUGCACAUACAAUCCAUACAGGAUAUUUAUUCUGAGACUGGAGUGGCCAGUAGUUCUUGGAUUGAAUAUAUUACUAAAGGAUAUGUGAUGGAUUCUAUUUGUUAAUGAUUAGAGCAGGCGCUUAGGUGAAUGAAAUGUGAUAUUGCUUGACUUCCUACACGAUUUACGUUGACGAUUUUUGCUUGCCUGAGUUCCAAGCAUUUCGAUCACCUCCCACUCCUCAGUCAUAGCUCAGGAUGUCGAAGAUACGGGGU
Messenger RNA from Xylaria bambusicola, 2292 nucleotides. RefSeq names its product putative TOS1-like glycosyl hydrolase-domain-containing protein. Lineage: Eukaryota; Fungi; Ascomycota; Sordariomycetes; Xylariales; Xylariaceae. Gene Ontology annotation, cellular component: fungal-type cell wall. The coding region runs from base 604 to 1971 and encodes 455 amino acids. The record is from RefSeq and is a predicted model, not a curated record. The transcript has 4 exons.